Rhopalosiphum padi (bird cherry-oat aphid) is the source of this 5209-nucleotide messenger RNA. RefSeq lists its product as uncharacterized. The record is from RefSeq and is a predicted model, not a curated record. NCBI's taxonomy places the organism in Eukaryota, Metazoa, Arthropoda, Insecta, Hemiptera, Aphididae.
GCCACCGCCCGGGAAACCCAUUCGGCCGUCUGAUCGUGUACGCCGCGUUUGCCAUUUUUCGUCACGUUCGCACGUAGUUCGUCUUCACACCGAAGUGACCGAAAUCGUUUUUCGCGCGAUUUCUCAGCGAUACGUAUUGUAUUGUAUUGUAUUGUAUUAUUAUUAUUAUGAUUAUUAUGUGAUAUUGAUCGGAAUCCAAACCGAUGUCGUGGGUAAUAAUAUUAUUAUUCCGCCGUGUGCGUAGAUAAUUAAAUAUAAUUUAAUUAAAAAAAAAAAAUAUGUAGGGACACGAGAAAGCUGCAACGGUUUUCAUUAGAACGAUGACCGAUAACGUUUAAUAAUAAAUUAUCUGUGGGUGCAUCGUGUUGUCGAUGUCGUUCGACGAGUCCGUCGCCAACCACCAAGUAACAUUGUAUGUUUUACGAAUACCGAUUUCCAACUAAAAAAUGUCGUUGCUCGAAGUCAAUUUCACCUAGGCACAGAGUCGUAUUCGAUAGAACAAUUUUAUAUUCAUUGCAGAGUCUCAUGACGUAGAAGACUUAAAAUCCAAAAAUUUGCACACCAAGUCUUCAGCAUAAAGCAGUUAUUGAAUAAUUUAUUGGCGAGAACGUCCAACGGUGAACAGUAAACACAACAGCAACAUCAACACCAACAACAAAAAUAGUGAAAGUGUCGUCGUGUCGCCGCGGAACGGACGAUGAUCGACGGCGGCGGAGGAGAAGAACAGACGGACAACGGGGGCGGCGACGGCGGCGCCGGCGUCGGUGGACGUGACGCAGCCGUCAAUUACAAGACAAGAAAGCGGCCGGCGGACGCCGUGGCCACGGCGGUGUACACGAUAACCGGCAGCGACGGGAACCAGCUCCAAGACGUGCCGCCGCCGUGGUCGUCACAGUGCGCGUGCUGUCCGCCGUCCGUGGAUUGCACGGUCGUGCUGCAAGGAAGCGGGCCGCAGAGGCGCAGGCCGCGGACGUGGACGUGCGGCGGUGCGGCGGUCGGCGGCGGCACGGGCGUCGUGUCGAGUCUAACCAGGAGCAGGACGUUCACGAGCAACUACGAACGGGCCAUAUCGUCGCUGUUGUGGCAGCCGUACGAGUGCCGAUCGUCAAGCAACUCGCUGAACGACGACGGCGACGUGGCCGUCUGGCUCAGCGCCACCGGCCGGUACGAACCGCUGUCUAGCCGGUCGUCGCUCAGCCUGUCCACCAUACCCAGGUCGGCCGGCUCGUGUUCAUCGUCGGUGUGCCGUCUGCUGGACGACGGCGGUGACAAAACGCCUCCACCGCCGUGCUGGUGUAGCGCGGAAACCGAGGCCGUCCUCGGUGACCCACAUAACAACGACGUUAUGGCGCGGACGACAACCGGUUACCGCUGUCCGCCGCGUGGAUCGCUGUCUCAGCGCCGAGGCACCGCUGCCGCCGCCGCAGCCGUCGAAGGGGGGCGGCCGGUGUUGCGUUCGCGUCCCGACGCAGACGUUCAGUUAAGCGUACAGCGUCCGACCUCGCGUAUCGUGCCGUCGCGUUGUGUCAGUGCGGGUGAUUGGUGUUGUGAUAACGGAGACGUCGACGUCGACGACGACGACGACGACGACGAGGAGGAUUACUAUUGCGUUUACGAGCACGAAAACCCCCGCGGAGUGAAUAACGACGUCGACGUUAACGAUGAUAACCGAGUGCGCGCCGUAGUGCCGAUGGACAACGGGAGCGGUUUGAUAACCGGCGGCGGGGUCGUCGGAGCGACGGCGGACGGUGGUAAGCCUCAGGCGGCGGCCGCCGAGAGGACUUACGCGUCCACGGAAGCGCAAACGGACGAGACGGCGUGCUCGUCCGCGUACAGGGAACAGCGGCGGCGGGAACGCCGGGAACGCCGGCUCCAACAGCAACGACGAGUCCAUCCGCCGCCGCCGCCUCCGCCCGCGCUUUCGUCGUCGUCGCUGCUGCCGCCGCCGCCGCCGACGCUUCUGUUGCAGCAGCAGCAGCAGCCCGCGAUCGCCGUACCUGUCGACCAGGACAGGCUGCCCGACCUGUUGCUCAACUCGCACCUACCGCCGCCGCUGUACACCACCGUCGGCGGCGGCGUGUGCGACGUCGCCAUGGCCACCCGGGCGGCCAACUUGCAGGCGUCCCUGUUGCCCGCCCCGUUCCAACACCCCCAUCAGCCGCCCGGGGCGCCCGUCGGCUCCGCAAACUCGGCCGUCAACUCGCCCGGCGGAUUUCGCCUGCCGUUCGGCAUCAUACCGGCCAGGAGACGAAGGUCGUUACACUAUUGCAGCGAAGAAGACACACCCAAAUCGUGCUGUGGUCUAUUGACGUUACCAGACGCCACCAGUACGGUAUCCAUCAGGUGGUUCAUUGGUAUCGUGUUCAUAGCUGGAAUUUGUUCGGCGCUCGUGGGUACAGUCUUGGGUGCUACCAGAGCUUCCGGCAGAGAACAUCUCACGGUCGCCUUACUUAUGAUAGGUGUCGGUGUCAUUCUAGUGGCCAUCAGUGGUAUAGCGUGGCGCUUGACGGCUGGCCAAGAAGCGUCAUCGUGCGGAGCGGUGUUCGGGCUGGGCCGAUCGUUGGACGACGCAGCCGAAGCCAACCGGCGGUUCGUGCCCCGACUGCCACCGUCCUACGGCCGUCCACAUCAUCCUUACGCCGCUAUGAUGUAUCCCGAGUUCGAGUACAGAGCUCCGCCGCCAUCCUACCAGGCGUCCAUGCAAGAGUACCGACUGAGGUUGUUGUUGUUGGACCGACAGACGAACAUGCCGCCCGUCACGGCAUCGCCGCCACCGACGUAUAGGUCGCAACCCGGCACGCUGAUAAGAGGGCAAAACGUCUGUUGUCGCGGCGAUUCCGGCGAACUGUACCUGUACCAGCCAUCGACACUGCAGAUCAACCACCAUCAGGCCGCAGACUACAGCGGGCCGCCCAGUUACCGGUCGCGAUCCAGCACGCUGCGGCCCGGCUGCCACCUGAUGAUGGACCCGACGGCCGGAGCGGUAGUCAUCGGCUCGACGACGGUUGGCAGCCACCACAGCCGCAACUCGUCGCAACUGAGCGGGGCCAUGUCUGAGGCAGUGGGCGGCGGCGUGUUGACCAACACCGCGGUGGACAACAAGGUGCCGCCGCCGCCGAACACCGACGACGACGACGGCGGCAGUGGCCACGUCGGAAUCGUGGUCGGCAGUACGGUCGACGACAACGUGCGCAACAUCGCGGUCGUCGUGGACGAAAAGACCGCGGACCGCCAUCACAUCGGUUGUGGUCCAGUCACCAUCGUGCAGACGACGCCGGCCGCCAACCCGCCGGGCACGGUUAUCGUGACCGUAUCCAGCGCCAACAACGACACCACUAACGUCCGGUGCCGGGACACCGAAAUGGAAAUCCUGGCGCAUCUGUGAAACGGACGUCCGGAUGGCGAUCGAACGGAAACGGCAUAACGUUUUCGGUUUUUCUUCUCAACACUACGCGCAUUUUUCGCAAUUGGUACAACACGGAUAAUAUUUAUUUUAUAGUUCGUAUAGUAAUAGCUAUAUUACUAUCACUAUUUAAGUCGAACCGUUUGCACGCGUCUUAUCCGAUAUUUUUAUAAAUUACAUAUUAUUUUGUUUUUAUUAUUAUUGUAUUUUAUCGAAUUAUAUAUAUUCGAGCCAUGUAUAUUAAUAAAAAAUUAUCGUGACUCUUUUUUGCCGCUGUCCUCGCAAAGAAAUAUAAUAACAUUGGUAUAGAAAAAAAAACGAUUCGCUUCGUGACUACCCCCAAAACUUGAACGCCCAAACAAUUCUAAUAGUAAUUUAUUAUGUACGUUCGGGUGCACAAACCCGUCUAGUUUUCACAUUAGCGUUUUCGAAAAUUACCAAUAAAACUCAGCGUUUAUACAUUAUAUAACAUAUAUAUGUAUAUUAUUUUUAAUUACUUCAAAGUAAUCAACACAAAUUAGUGUAGAAAAUUUGUACAGAAAAUUCAUUACUCCUAACCGUUAGCCGUAUUUUCGUUAUAACGAUAAUAGUAUAAAUAAAACACAUUUAAAGAAUUUAUUAAAACACUCGACCACCGUUUUUUUUUCAUAGAUACCAUCUGUUCGUGUAUGGUAAUAAAUAAUAAUACACUUAUUUAUUAUUAUGCAUUUAAUAUUUUAUUUUCUUAUCGACGAUGACUGAUAAGUUAUCGGACAUUCCACUUUCGUAUAUAUUAGUAAAUAUUGUAAUAAUGUCUCAUCUUGUGAGUGUGUUCCGUAAUAUUAUUAUCAUUCGUUUUAAGCGUUUUAUCAAAUAUCGAUGUCAUUAUAAUAGUAGCUCUUAAGGGUAUCAAGGGCUAUCGUCUAUUACACCAUGAUUUUGUUCGAUUGUGAUUGUUAAUACUGCAGUUGCGAAGUGUUUCGUUUUUCGGUCCCAAACAGUCACAACCUUAUAAAAUAUUAUUUUAUCAUAAAUAUUGAUAUCACGGCAUCAUCGACGUUAAUGAGUUUUUUCAAUGAAAUGGACUUACAAACUAAACAAUUAUAUUAUAUUUUCUUUUAAUCGUUUAGCUCAAAUCGUUUUGGUCCGUUUUUAAUAUAAUAGUUAAUAGGAAUUUUUAUUGUAACCGACAUGAUAUUUACACAUUUUAUGUAUUUUUUAGUUACUACUCAAUAACGAGUGUGACUAAAUUAUUUACAAAACCACAUUAUUGUCAACAAGAAUAUUGUGUUUUAUGACUAUUAUUAUUUUAUUUUAAUUUUUUUUUUGUAUACAGUUACCUCAUAAAUAAUUAAAACUAUAUUUUAUAAAUACUAUUAUUGUUUGUAGCUGUAAUAUUGUAAAUAGUUAUUAUUUAUUGGUGUUCAUCAUAUCAAAAAACAAAUCAGCUAUGCUCCAAAGUAUAAUAAUAUGCAAGCCGUACAAGUGGACUUUAGUUUAUAAUAAUAAAAAAUAAAUAAAGAGUUCAGAAAUAACUGAUUAAUGUGUAUUUUGCUGCAACCUUAGAUACUUGAAUAGACUUUUAUGAACUGUUGUUAAAUUAUUGCAUUAUAAGUAUUGUUAAGUAAUAUGUCAUGUUUUUGUUAACCAUAUUCAUAGUAUUAAGGACUUGUGAAGAUAUUGGAUGUGAUGUAGGCACUCUAAGUUAUUUUUAAAAGAGUAUACAUAAUAUGUAAUGAUUUAUGUGUAUAUGGUAUGAAAUUGUACAAAAUUAUUGUGAUUAAAAUGUAUGUAUAAAAAGUUUAAUAAAACGACAAUAUACAAUCA